AUGGGCUGCAUUUGCUCAAAAGGAACCUCAGAACCAGAUCAUAUACAGGAUUCUAAGAAAGUGGAAGAUAAUUUGAAGGAUUCGGUUCAAUUGGUUGCUCCAACUCCUUCAUUAAGAGAGGACUUUGUAGUAGAUGCUCGUGGUGAUGCAUCAAUGCGUUUGUUAUCGAGAAAUGCUUCCAGGGCACACGGCAGAAUUAGCAAUGUGUCUAAAGAUCUUGAAGAUAAAUCAAAGGUCGAGAAACCUGGGAUUGCUAAUCAUCAGAGAUGGGCAACAGUGGAAAUGGCAGCCAAUGAAAAAAAAGCGGCAAUGUCUAGGUUAGUGAGCUUGCCGCUCGGUGCAGAAGCCGAAUACGCAGCUGCAGGAUGGCCUUCGUGGCUAACUUCAGUUGCCGGAGAUGCCAUCCAAGGGUGGGUUCCUCGCCGGGCAGACACCUUUGAGAAGUUGGACAAAAUUGGACAAGGAACUUAUAGCAGUGUAUACAAGGCUCGUGAUCUUGAAACUGGUAAAAUAGUUGCAUUGAAGAAAGUACGGUUUGUAAAUAUGGAUCCAGAAAGUGUGCGCUUCAUGGCUAGAGAAAUUUAUAUUUUACGCAAACUUGACCAUCCAAAUGUAAUGAAGCUCGAGGGUUUAGUUGCUUCAAAAACGUCAUGCAGCUUAUAUCUUGUGUUCGAGUAUAUGGAUCAUGACCUUGCAGGUCUUGCAGCAACACGUGGCAUCAAGUUUACUGAACCACAGAUAAAAUGUUUAGCACAACAAUUGCUUAGCGGCCUUGAACAUUGCCACAGUCAAGGUGUCCUGCACCGUGACAUAAAGGGUUCUAAUCUUUUGAUUAAUAAUGAUGGAGUUCUCAAGAUUGGUGAUUUUGGUUUAGCUACGUAUUAUGAGCCUGAUCAGAAGCAGCCAUUAACUAGUCGCGUUGUAACUCUGUGGUACAGGGCACCUGAGCUUCUGCUUGGUGCCACACAGUAUGGCCCGGCAAUAGAUCUGUGGAGCACAGGCUGUAUCCUUGCGGAAUUGUUUGCUGGAAAGCCUAUCAUGCCUGGUAGAACAGAGGUGGAACAGAUGCAUAAGAUUUUCAAGCUCUGCGGUUCACCAUCUGAGGACUUCUGGAAGAAAACAAAAUUACCACAUGCAACCAGUUUCAAGCCUCAACAACCUUACAUGCGCCGCCUUGCUGACACCUUCAAAGACUUCCCUGCUACAGCAUUUGCUCUUGUCGAUAAACUCCUCGCCAUAGAAGCAGAAAAUCGAGGAUCUGCAGGUUCAGCCCUUCGAAGUCAAUUCUUCACCACGCCACCCGUAGCUUGUCAUCCAUCAGCUUUACCACAAUAUCCUCCAAGCAAGGAGUUCGAUGCGAAGCUUCGGGAUGAAGAAAAAAGGAAAAGAGAGGAUCCUGUUAAAGGGCGUGGUCCUGAAUCUGUUAGAAGGGUAUCAAGAGUUGCCAAGGUAGCGCCAACACCAGAUUAUAAUGCCCAAGGAAUUAUCCAGCAGGGUAAAAACCCGAAAUCCAUGGGUUACAAGUACAUGCCUCACCAGCAAGAUAGUGUCUCUGGCUUUGCAAUGGAAGCACACAGAGGAGCUAGACAGAAAGGUUAUUCCCAUUGUAGUUCAGUGGUACAUCCUAGUAGCGCAGUAGGAUCAUCAUUGAAUAAGACGACAGCUUCUACAAAAAAUAAGCCAGAACUAAGAGCGCAGAUAUCUCACAAGCCUCAAACGGCAACAGACUUGUUUAAGAAUGACAGAUUGUUUGUCAAAGAAUCAGGAAUGGGCUACGUAACAAAGAGCAGAAUCCAUUGCUCUGGACCGUUGGUACCUCCAGGGGGCAACAUUGAAGACAUGCUCAAAGAGCAUGAGAGACACAUUCAACAGGCAGUACGUAAAGCUCGUGCACGCUGA
Messenger RNA from Argentina anserina (silverweed cinquefoil), 1899 nucleotides. RefSeq names its product probable serine/threonine-protein kinase At1g54610. Gene Ontology annotation, molecular function: ATP binding; RNA polymerase II CTD heptapeptide repeat kinase activity. The record is from RefSeq and is a predicted model, not a curated record. Gene Ontology annotation, biological process: positive regulation of transcription elongation by RNA polymerase II; protein phosphorylation. The transcript has 8 exons. Bases 1 to 1899 code for a protein of 632 amino acids. Gene Ontology annotation, cellular component: cyclin-dependent protein kinase holoenzyme complex; nucleus. NCBI's taxonomy places the organism in Eukaryota, Viridiplantae, Streptophyta, Magnoliopsida, Rosales, Rosaceae.